GCCGGGUAAGAGUGAAGCGGUCAGGGGGAGGGUCUGCGAGUCCGGGACAGAAUUCGCACCACUCUCAGGGCUUGUGUCCGCUUGGGGGGAGGGUUUCCAACGCCUGAACAGUUGCUGCGGAGCAUUUCUGGGCUCACAUAGCAAAAGAUUGUCAGGAGAGAGGGAGAGGGAGAGUGGAGCUGCCGGAAGUGUCUGCUAGCAGCCGCGGGGGCCGCCGCCGUAGCAGCUACAGCAGCUGUAGCCAGAUAAACUUUCCAGUUUUAGCCCAGGAGCCAGGAGACCAAGGAGCCCUACAUGCCCCGGAGCAACAAUGCAACCAUAUGACAGCCACCUAAUUCGACCCACUCUUUUGCCAUCCGCCUGCACUUCCCCUCCCUCAUCCUCCGGUGGAGAUUGAGGCAGGGAGGGAAUCGCUAUAUCCCCUACAAAGAAGUUCCCCGAGGAGGUGCAGGAUCGGGGGAGGGGGGCCCCCAUUUUCUGUGCACCUUUCUCUGAGCGCCCCGGCCCUCCUCCUACCGCCUUCCUGCUUCGUUUUUCGGUCUGUCCAGGGUUAGAUUCCCGAGUUGGCUUUCUUUUCUACUUGACUUGAAGAGUCCCAGGCUGUUGUCGCCAGCGUCGCGUCUGUGCCAUGGGGCUGCCCACUUUGGAGUUCAGUGAUUCCUACUUGGACAGCCCAGACUUCAGGGAGCGUCUGCAGUGUCACGAGAUUGAACUGGAGCGGACUAAUAAAUUCAUUAAAGAGCUCAUCAAGGACGGAUCCCUGCUUAUUGGGGCUUUGAGGAAUCUGUCCAUGGCAGUACAGAAAUUUUCACAGUCAUUGCAAGAUUUCCAGUUUGAAUGUAUUGGAGAUGCUGAAACUGAUGAUGAAAUUAGUAUUGCUCAGUCAUUAAAAGAAUUUGCCAGAUUACUUAUUGCAGUGGAAGAAGAGAGGAGAAGACUGAUUCAGAAUGCUAAUGAUGUAUUAAUAGCCCCACUGGAGAAGUUUCGGAAAGAACAGAUUGGUGCUGCAAAAGAUGGAAAGAAGAAGUUUGACAAAGAGAGUGAGAAAUAUUAUUCUAUUCUUGACAAGCACUUAAAUUUGUCUGCAAAGAAAAAGGAGUCUCAUUUGCAAGAGGCAGAUACACAAAUUGACCGAGAACAUCAAAAUUUUUAUGAGUCAUCACUUGAAUAUGUCUUUAAAAUACAAGAAGUUCAGGAAAAGAAAAAAUUUGAAUUUGUUGAACCGCUUUUGUCCUUUCUUCAGGGAUUAUUCACUUUUUACCAUGAAGGAUAUGAACUGGCUCAGGAAUUUGCACCCUACAAGCAGCAGUUGCAGUUCAAUUUACAGAAUACAAGGAAUAAUUUUGAAAGCACUCGUCAAGAGGUAGAGAGAUUAAUGCAGAGAAUGAAAUCUGCUAAUCAAGAUUACCGUCCUCCAAGUCAGUGGACAAUGGAAGGAUAUCUUUAUGUACAAGAGAAACGUCCUCUUGGCUUCACAUGGAUUAAACAUUACUGUACAUAUGAUAAGGGAAGCAAAACAUUCACAAUGAGUAUUUCAGAGAUGAAGUCCAGUGGAAAAGUGAAUGGUCUUGUCACUAGCUCACCAGAGAUGUUUAAAUUGAAAUCUUGUAUCCGAAGAAAGACAGAUUCUAUCGACAAACGAUUCUGCUUUGAUAUCGAAGUAGUUGAAAGACAUGGAAUCAUUACUUUGCAAGCUUUCUCAGAAGCAAAUAGGAAACUGUGGCUUGAAGCAAUGGAUGGAAAGGAACCGAUUUAUACUUUGCCUGCCAUUAUUAGUAAGAAAGAAGAAAUGUACUUAAAUGAAGCUGGAUUCAACUUUGUGAGGAAGUGUAUUCAAGCUGUGGAGACUAGAGGUAUCACCAUUUUAGGGCUUUACCGAAUAGGAGGUGUGAACUCCAAGGUCCAGAAGCUCAUGAACACUACAUUUUCUCCAAAGUCUCCUCCUGAUAUUGAUAUUGAUAUUGAACUGUGGGAUAAUAAAACUAUAACAAGUGGAUUAAAAAACUACCUCAGGUGUCUCACUGAACCACUGAUGACUUACAAGUUGCACAAGGAUUUCAUUGUUGCUGUUAAAUCUGAUGAUCAAAACUACAGAGUGGAGGCCGUCCAUGCGUUGGUGCACAAAUUACCAGAAAAAAAUAGAGAAAUGUUGGACAUCUUAAUAAGACACUUAGUCAAAGUAUCACUGCACAGCCAGCAGAAUCUCAUGACUGUCUCCAACCUUGGAGUAAUCUUUGGCCCUACUCUGAUGCGGGCACAGGAAGAAACUGUAGCUGCUAUGAUGAAUAUCAAAUUCCAGAACAUUGUGGUUGAGAUUCUGAUUGAGCACUAUGAGAAGAUAUUCCAUACUGCACCAGACCCAAAUAUUCCUCUUCCUCAACCUCAGUCCCGGUCAGGGUCCAGAAGGACAAGAGCCAUUUGCCUCUCAACAGGCUCAAGAAAGCCCAGAGGGAGAUAUACCCCAUGCUUGGCAGAACCAGAUAGUGAUUCAUAUAGCAGCAGCCCGGAUAGCACACCUAUGGGCAGCAUAGAAUCACUUUCCUCUCACUCAUCAGAACAAAAUAGCACUACUAAAUCAGCUUCUCAGCCACGGGAAAAAUCUGGAGGCAUCCCCUGGAUUGCAUCUCCACCACCUUCCAAUGGACAGAAAAGCUCAGGUCUCUGGACGACUAGUCCAGAAUCAAGUUCUAAAGAAGAUGCAUCCAAAACAGAUGUGGAGUCUGAUUGUCAGAGUGUUGCAUCAGGGAACAUUUCCCCAUCAAUAGAUCUGGUUCAAAAGGGGACUUAUGGACUCUCAGGACUGAAGAGAUCUGCAGCUUCCUCCCUCAGAUCAAUCCCUGCAGCUGAAGGAAACAAAAGCUACAGUGGAUCCAUUCAAAGCUUAACUUCCAUAGAUUCCAAAGAGACACCUAGAACACCACCAAAUCCUGACCUUCCUCCAAAAAUGUGUAGGAGAUUGAGGUUAGAAACAACAUCAAGCAAUGGAUAUCAGCGACCUGGUUCAGUAGUGGCAGCUAAAGCCCAGCUGUUUGAAAGUGCUGGUUCACUUAAGCAGGUUUCUGCUGGACGCCAAGCUAAAGCUAUGUAUUCCUGUAAAGCUGAGCACAGUCAUGAACUCUCCUUCCCACAAGGGGCAAUAUUUUCCAAUGUCUACCCAUCAGUGGAACCUGGAUGGUUAAAAGCAACUUAUGAAGGCAAAACAGGACUAGUUCCAGAAAAUUAUGUUGUCUUCCUCUAAUUAGAGUUAGUGGAUGGCAGUAUCUUCAUGGUAUCCAUGGUAACAAUAAUAAUAAUAAUAAGUGCUAUGGUUUUAUCUGACACAGAUAUGGGGAUCAGCCCACUCAGUGAAGAUGAUCGAUUUCUGUCAAGUUCUUUACUGGCAAUCUGUGCAAUUCCCCUGUCAGUGAAACAAAAUGGAUUUAAAAUUUUGGCCUGCCUUUUCAAGCUGGCACUCUAUUUAAAUGACUUGCUUUUUGAUCAAGAGAAAUCAUAGGGUUUUUUUUUUUAACCUAAUAAUGACAGUUAGAAAUAGAAAUAUUGAGUUCGUCAUCCAGUCCUGGUAAUUCAUAGCCCAAGAAACUGCUACAAGAUUUUUGGGAGUCCUGACCAAAUGUAUUCAUCCCAACUCACUGCUCCCUAAAGUAUCUAGAAAUCAUGUUUUGUAAUAUAAUUUAAAUUGCAUGUUUUUUAACUUUGAAGAAAAAGUUGAUUUCUCUUUACAUGUCAGUUUUUGCUGGUCCAUAACAUUUCAAAGAAAUAGAUUUGCAACAUCAUUUUAUGUUUAUUUGUUAUCUGAGGAGAUGGUAAUGUUCAUAUGCAAUAAUGUGUAUUAUUAAUAUGUAAAUGAGGCCAAAUUAGGUUAUACACUGAUUAAACCAUAACCCAUCCAGAAUGUGAUUAUUCUCUCCCAUUAGCUUCUUUGUUUUAUCUGUUGUACUACCAAAAGCCUCUUGAGAACAGGGAUUCUGUCUUAUUUAUCUUGGAAUUUAUCUUAGUGCCUUGCACAUAGUAGUAGGCACUCAAUUAAUUUUGUAAUGGAUAUUUCCUUUACUUCUAGAUUUUUACCCCUUUGUAUAAAUAUAAUUAUAAGAAUUUUAUUUAUAUUCUUCUUGAGGUAUGAUAGGAACUCUUCACAGAAACACAAUUCUGAAGCCAAUAAAACACCAAACAUAUAUGAAUACACAGUAUAAGCCAAUUAUAUAUGAACACACAGUGUAAAAACCCAGAACCAGAUACCAUAUGCAUUAUACAAUAUUUCAGAAUGCUUUAUAAAUAUUGUCAUUAUUUUUUUUCUGAGAUUUUUUUUCUACAGUUGACACAGGUCUUCUGUGAAGACAUUAGAUGGACAAACUAUAUAUUUUAGAGACUGUACUAAUGAAAAAAGAAAUAUAAAGCUACAUACUGUUUAAAUUGGAUCAUCUUAGCUUCUUCCUUCACUCUUGGACUAGAAUAAUAUCUGGGGCUUGGUAGUCUUUUAUAUCAUUCUGUUUAUAAGCUUUAUUUUCUUGGGGAUUGAAGUGAAUUGUCACAAAUUAAAAAGGAAACUAAUGGUUUAUCAAGUUUAGAAUUAAUUAUUUAGCACCUUAUGAAGCAUACAUUUGCCUCUAAUUUUGUAGAAAUGGUUGUCCUUGCUGACAGCUUUAUAUUGGUCCUUAGAGCUCUUCUCUACACUGUGGGGAGAUAGAGCAAAAAUAUUUCCAUUCAUCUGGCUCAUGAAGUGAAAUAGGGAACAAGACUCGGACCCCAGCCAAGUUUGGUGGAUUUGCCAUGUUAUUUUGCUGCCAAUUUCAAUAUUCCCCACAGGCAGGGAUAAUAAGGUGUUGACUUUGUGGAUCUCACUCUGUAUUAUAAUUGGUGACUUCAGCCUGUUGUAAAGUGACUUUCCUAAGACAAACAAGAUAAAAUAUACUCAAUUGCAGAAAAAACUAUGCCACAAAGUACUUAAGCUUUUAAAACUGAAAAUGGAUGGUUAAGAAUUGAAAAAGAAAGAGACAGAGUGAAAAAGAGAGAGACAAAUAGGAGACAAAAUGUUCAAGGCUGAAAAGCAAGUGUGAUGAAUGUUACAGACAGAAUGACUUUAUAAUAUUAUAAGAAUCAUUGCCAGCAGUGUUUUAGAAAACAAAUAAUUGUGGAAAUGUCAUGGGAUUAGGAAUCAGAAGCCUUGGGUUCUAUUCCUGGUUCUGUUGAAUGACAAUGAGGAACUUAAGCAUUUUAAAAUUCCUCUGGGACUUUGUUAUCUCAUUUGUAAAAUGAUAAAGUCCUUUUUGCACUAUAAUCCUGAAUAUUGUUUAAUAACAUUGGCAUCAGCAUCAAUAAUAUUAUAUUUCUUGUAAAUUAAUAGUCUACCCACAGGUUAUUUGCCCAUUGUCCCUUGUUAAGUAUGCAGAAAAUCUGACUUCUGUGUUGCUUUCUCAUUGUUUGCUUUCUCACUGUGUUGCUUUCUCAGUGUUUGUAUUGUAUUCUUUGCUCAUUAUCUGGCAUAAUAUAAUAAUUUCAGUAACAAUUAUUUCCCUAUAUGCUAAUUAUCUUGCCAGAAUCAUGACUUGGAUCAAAAGCCUUGGUUUUCAUGUUAUUCUCACGUUUGUGAUAUACUUUAGUUAUAUGUGACAUUCACAUUUCAUAGCUUUUUCUUCAUUUGCCAGAGCAUAGUCUUAGGUUAUCUUUUUUGAUUCACUUAAAAGUAAUUUGUGAAAAUCUUUUCUGAACAUACAUUUCCCAUAAUUCAAAAAAAGUCUUUUAUAAUAGGUUAGUUUGUUUCCGCCCCCCCCCCCCAAAGGCCAUCUUCUCUUUAAUAAGAGACUCAGAACUGAAAUAUGUCUGCUGCUUAGAAGACAUUGAAGAAAUCUCAAUCUACCUUUGAUCUUAAACACAAAUAAAAUGUCUUCACAUCCAAAUUCACUCUCAUAUAAUUGCAAUAGUAGGACUUAAUAGAUCAUUUUUUUGUACUUGAUUUGUAAGAGGGUCAUUACACUUACCAGGCAAAAGGUUGCAACCAGCUUUCUGUCUUGCUAAUGGAGGUUCAUAGUCUGCUACUGGUCUUUCUCUGUACAAUUUUCUAACUAUUUUACAGACAUAAUGUGCUUAUUCAAAAUGUGCCACACCUUAGAGAUUUCAACCUUAUUGCAUUGUCCUAGCAAUGGGAACUUUCUCAAUUUUUAUUACUCUAAAAAAUCAGACCUCAUUUCCAAAGUCAGAUUGUAAAUGAGACUAAAAUGUCUUAAGAGCAAGUCUACAUGAAUUACAUGACUCCAAGUAUCAGGGAAAUCUGAAAAUUAUGAGACAAGAAAUAAUAAUAUGGAGGCAGCCAGAUAUAUAGUGACUUUGAAGUCUGGAAUACCUGAUUUUGGGUCCUGCCUCCUGAUGCAUGGUGGCUACCUGAGUACAGGUGAGUCACUUAACUCCCUGUGUGCCAAUCAACUCUGACUCUAAGUUAUAUAUGCCAAUAUACAGCAGUUUGGAGAGUUUUCCCCAGAGUAUCCUAUGAUAAAAUUGGAAUUCCCUAAACCAGUAGUAUCAAACUCAUACAGAAAUAGGGGCCACUAAAAUGUACAUAGUGACCUCUCUUUAGGUUUCAUAUUGACUCAGAAAAGUAUGUUAUCUAUUUUCUAUUAUAUUUUUAUUUAUUUUCUUAAAAAUAUUCCAAUUACAUUUUAAUCUGAUUGGUCUGCACUGAGGAGUGUUAUGGGCCAUGUGUGUGAUACUCCACCUUAUACCAAUGAAUACUGGAUCUGGACCAAUGAUAAUGUAGUGCCAGAAUUCAUGAUCCAGGAAAGAAUCUUAAAAGAAUUUGAAAAGCAUCCUACUUAUAAACAGAGGCAGUAUGCAACUGUGGUAAAAUUGUAUCUUUUAGUUUUCAUAAAUGCCUUAUGGUUUGACCAUGACAACUAUUGAUUGCCUAGUAAUCAGGGUGAAAUUGUAAUGUAUUAUAUAAUGGUAACUGUUAUUUAUAUCAUGUGAAUAGUGUCUCCAUACAAAAUAUGUAUCUCUCCUCCAUGUAGCUGUUUUCUUAUACCACUACACACUGAAAGUGUUUUGCAGUAGAACCUAACAAGCAGUUCAAAAUACUACUAUAUUUUAUGCCAGGAGAAUAUCCAAAGUCUGUCUUAUCUUUGCCUACAGAUAGCUUCUGCCAAAAAAUAGCUGACUUCUUUCUUUGCAAGUUUGUUCUAAAUGUUUUUGUUCCUUGAAUAUGUCCCAUAUUACUCUUCUAUGUUCAUAGAUGUGGAAUGAUUAUCAUUAACCAAAGUAGAUUUCUUGUUAGUCUGUAUCCUUUUUAUCUCAUCUCUACUCUUUCUUUAUCCUAUCUCUUUCAGAAACCAUGGAGAAAAAUAUCUAAUAUUUCAACAUUAAUCCCUCUUAAAAUAGAGGGAAAAAAAGGUGCUCUAUUUUUCUUAUAGACUCUUAUUUAAUUUCAAAUUUAAAUUUUAGAGAAAUACUAGCAUUAUCCCUGAAAACCCACCUAAUCCAUUGCUCUACUUUUGUGACACACUCCUCUUCUGUAGUGCUCAUUGUGUUUGGUGACCACAUCAGAUAUACAAAAAUAUAGAGCUCUACCUAUGGAUUUAACCUCAGAAUAAUUCAAUAGUCAGCAAAAUCCCCAAAGUUUCUAGUCACAUAAUUCUAUCUUAUAAGCACAGAAGCCAUAGUGCCCAACUUUUAUCUAUAGGCAGUAUGCGUUUCCUUUGAUUUCACAACUAUAUUUGAAACUUACUUGUGCUGAUCAUUAACGUUUGGAUGGAUGGUUCCUCAAAUGAAAGUCUUCCCAAGUGAAUUCAUCUUCUAUUUUUUUCUUUUCUAUUCAAAACAUAUGACAAGGCCUAGACACAUUGAGUAAUUAAUGUGUUUCAGUGUUCAAAUCAUCAAUACCAAGUACCUAUGAUCAUAUUCUUUAUGGACAUUAGCCAAAGCACACUUAAUUCCUUCUCCAAAUAAAAUGUUCUAAUACUGAAAACAAAGGAUUUUCUUUGCCAGUAGCUUCACAAAAACCUGGGCACAUCGAGACCUUAUCUCAGGAUGAAAGGCAGAAAUGAUCUGAAUAACUUAGCCAAGUCUUUGAAAGGUAUUUUGUGUAAAAUUUCUUCUGAAUACAUACACACACAUACAUACACAUAUGAUUAAAACACAAUGACCAAUUAUUCUUGCCGCUCUUUGAAGUUAGUUUUCUUUAACUAAUGUCUCCUUGCCACAGAGAAAAUGUGGAUUUUGCUUUUACUAAGAUGUUUUAAAUAACACAAGCAAUUUUCUGUCUAAGUAAUCCUUUCUCUCCUCCCAGCAGCUGCUGCAAAAGGGUUUUCAUUUCAAUGAACUUAUUUUUUCUAUAUUGUGAGCACUGAAGAUAUUAAAAAGGCACCUAUAUUGCAGCUGUUAGGCAUCUCCCAUGUCCUUUUGCCUUCAUUGGCUAAUUUGGGGCAGUUACAUAAUAGAAAUCACGGUUACCUUUGUUCCUAACAGAAGGCUUUGCCCCUAACAAAGUUUGCCUUUGAGGUAGGAAGAGUGCUCACUUUUGCAUUAUAGUUUUUACAAUAAAACUAUAGUGGGAUUUGCCAUGUAUGUGGCAUCAUGUCAGUAGUUCAGUAUCUGUUCUUGCCUUCUUCCACAGUGCCUCCUCCCUGACUGAAGGCACCCCACCAACUUCCAGACACUGUCAUGAUAAUUCCUGCACCUUAUACUUGGUGUCAGCGGUGAUUGUUGGCUACUUGUGUCUAAAACUGCAAAACUGGUCUUAAAUUUCGAGAGUGAAGCCUUUACAAAUGCAAAGUCAUGGUUUGACAGGGAAGAUGACAGAGUUUCCAAUUCAGAAUUCUAUUUAUACUUUUUAUUUUGGAGAUACUUUGGAUUUUAAAUCACUCCUAGGUGUUUAGAUACUGUAUUUCAAUCUUAGAAUUUUUCUGCAGCCAUUAAUUAACAUGACACACUGCAAUAUGGUAUAUGAAAAGAAAAAAAAGUACUUCAGUAAAUUAUCAUAAUGAGAUUUUUGUUUAUUUUGUAGUGUUUCUGUAUUUAUCUGCACUUUGUAUAUAUACAUACACACAUGUAAAUAACCUAAUUAUCUCUAAUCUAAAUGGUCACAGUACCUUUGUUGUACUUUUACACUGUAUUUCAUGAGUUUAAAAAUUACUUUAAAAAUAAAUGACAUAUGCACAUUUU
Sarcophilus harrisii (Tasmanian devil) is the source of this 9147-nucleotide messenger RNA. RefSeq names its product Rho GTPase activating protein 42 (gene ARHGAP42). The coding region runs from base 629 to 3238 and encodes 869 amino acids. Gene Ontology annotation, cellular component: cytoplasm. The transcript has 24 exons. Gene Ontology annotation, molecular function: protein binding; GTPase activator activity. Lineage: Eukaryota; Metazoa; Chordata; Mammalia; Dasyuromorphia; Dasyuridae. The record is from RefSeq and is a predicted model, not a curated record. Gene Ontology annotation, biological process: signal transduction.